This is a messenger RNA of Cicer arietinum (chickpea), 2037 nucleotides long. RefSeq names its product protein ROLLING AND ERECT LEAF 2. The record is from RefSeq and is a predicted model, not a curated record. Lineage: Eukaryota; Viridiplantae; Streptophyta; Magnoliopsida; Fabales; Fabaceae.
CAGCAUCUAGUUGUCCACUUGACAACCUUGCUUUUUCUUUUCUCUCUGAUGCUCCUACAAAAAUCAGAUUCUCUCUCUUUUCCCACAAGCAAUAAAAAAUGGAACCCGAAUAACAUAACAACAUUCUCCACUAAAACGACACCGUCUCAUUUCCUUGACGCCGAAGCUUCCAACCAUUCGACACCCACACUCUCACCCCUCGCCAUAAACCCAAACAAAAUAAUAAAAAGUUAAAAAAUAAAAAUCAAGAAGCAAAAAAGAAAAUGGGUUGCUACGAAUCAAAAAUGGAGAACCAAGAAACCAUAUCAAACAGCAAAGACCGUAACUACUUCAUGAAACAGACAGUUACCUUCCGUAACAACUUCGCAUCCGCCCACUCCUCCUACGCCGCUUCACUCAAAAACACCGGCGCCGCUCUCAUCGACUUCGCUCAAGCCGGCGAACACCAAAACUUUCAAUUCUCUCCUUCCUACGAUCUUCCUCCCUUGCCUCCUCCUCCUCUUCCUAAUUUCCCCGCUGCUCUCCGCCGUGCUAUCACCAUGCCGGAUAUUCAAUCCGAUACGGUAGAAACCGCCGUGGAAGAGGUUGAUGAUGAAGAUGAAGAAACUGAAGGACGUGGUUUGAGAAAUAAUGAGAGGAAGAAUUGUGUGAUUCAGGUGUUGAGUGAAGUUGAUAAUCGUUUUAUAUUGGCUUCUGAAGCUGCUCGUGACGUUUCCAUAAUUCUUCAGGCUACUCGUCUUCACUUUCGUUCCAAUUUUUCUGAUACCGGAGGAAAUGUUGAUUACUCUGCAAGGGUGAUGCGAGUUGUAACAUGGGACCGAUCCUUUAGAGAAACACCAAAUGUGGAUGAAGUGAAAGAUGAUUUUGACUCAGAGAAACAUGAAACUCUUGUUAAUGUAUUAGACAAGUUGCUGGCAUGGGAAAAGAAACUUUAUAAUGAAGUUAAGGCUGCUGAGUUAACAAAAUCUGAGUACCAAAGAAAGGUUGCCACUCUCAUCAAGCUAGAAAAAAGAGGUACAAACAAUGAAGCAUUGGAGAAAGCAAAAGCAGUCAUCAGUCAUUUGAAUUCAAUGUACAUUGUAGAUAUGCAAUCAUUGGAUUCAACCGUCUCUGAGAUAAAUCAUUUACGCGAUCAACAGUUAUACCCAAAACUUGUUCAGCUUGUUGAUGGGAUGGCCACAAUGUGGGGAAUCAUGCAUUCCCACCAUGAGAAGCAGUUAAAUAUUAUGAAGUUAUUGAGAUCAUCGGAUUCUCAGUUUCCUUUGGAAACAAGUGAGCACCAUCAUGAUAGAACAUAUCAGUUAUUACUUGUUAUGCAAGAAUGGGAGUCACAGUUUCAAAAGUCGAUAAACAAUCAAAAGGGGUUCAUAAAAGCCUUAUACACUUGGUUAAAACUGAAUCUUACACUCCUUAAUGAUAGUGAUAUAAAGGAAAAUAUUUCUUCACCAAAAAGUUGUCCUAUACAAAUCCUUCUUCAUGCUUGGAAUGAUCGUCUCGAGAAACUUCCUGAUGAAUUUGCUAGAAUUGCCAUAGCAAACUUUGUUGCUGCAGUAGAUUCUCUUUAUCAACGACAACAAGAGGAGUUGGUUCUAAAGAGAAAAUGUGAUGAGAUACGAAAGGAGUACACGCGGAAAAGCACACAAUUUGAUCAGUGGGAGAGCAAAUAUAGCAAAAGGAAAAGACUAGAUGAGUUUGAUCCAAAUAGAACAGAAGGUGAUUGUAAUGAGGCUGAUGAGGUUCUUAAGGAGAAGAAGAGACUUUUGAUUGAACUAGAGAAGAGGUUGGAUGAGGAAAAAGAUGCUUUUGAAAGACAUUGCUUACAUGUUAGGCAAAAAUCUUUAAGGUGUCUCAAAAAUGAUUUGCUAGAGCUCUUUAGGACUAUGACAGAUUUUUCUCUUGAAUGUUCUAAAAUGUAUAGUGAAUUAAGUUAUGUAGUACAUAAAUUAAGAUUGGCACAAAGCUCAUCAUGAGAAUUGGUUUGUGUAUUAAUUUUGUUGAAGGAGAAGUAAUGAUAUAGACUAUUACACUUGUUCUUGA